Molecule: messenger RNA, 736 nt
Organism: Prorocentrum cordatum
Lineage: Eukaryota; Dinophyceae; Prorocentrales; Prorocentraceae
Source: the annotation of a GenBank genome assembly
AAGAACCGUGUCUUUUCGUCGUUCAUGUGUGUUUGCCUUGUUCGGUUCCGCCGAUAGCGCGCAGCUUGUAUCGGCCUUGGCAACACUGCCUGCGUCGCAGUGAAGUGCUUCGGUGGACAAGCACAUACUAGCGCCGAGUCCAAUUCUGCACCUUGUGCCAGAUCAGGCUUGAGCUCGCCAGGUGCGCCGAGGGAGGUCGCAGAGGCGGCCCCCAUCGUGCCCACGGUAGUGCCGGCCAGCAGGAGACCAGCCGCAUCGUGGGCAGACGUUCCGUGGUGUCUCGGCCGCCGCGUGCCGAAGCCGCAGGAACCGCGUCAAGCGAUUGGCGCUUGCGAAAACGUCGUGCCGAGGAGCCUCCAGCCGCGCCUCGUCCCCCGCCCCGCGAAGGCCGUCCUGGCGCCGCCGAUGCUCAGCCCGGCCCCGUCCGCGCCCGGUGCCCCGGCCGCCACGCCUCAAGCGGCUGCAGACGCCUUCCUCGCCGCCGCCGCGGCGGGCCAGCGGGCCGGCGCGCAGCGCUGGCCGGGCAGGCAGACGCCACGUUGUCCAGGCGCCACGACGUCAAGCCGUCCACAGACAUCAAGGAAGAUCAAGGACAGGGAGCAUGGCCAUACUACUCAGAGCACGCAUUUGGGACACACCUCCAGAACAUGCACCACUGACAGACAUUCAAGGCACACGUCAGCAGCUUGCGCAAACGGCAGGCACCAGUGAUAUACAUCCAGCACGUACACCAGCA